Molecule: messenger RNA, 1751 nt
Organism: Salvia hispanica
Lineage: Eukaryota; Viridiplantae; Streptophyta; Magnoliopsida; Lamiales; Lamiaceae
Gene: PHR2
Product: photolyase/blue-light receptor 2
Biological process (GO): photoreactive repair
Molecular function (GO): deoxyribodipyrimidine photo-lyase activity; FAD binding; DNA binding
Source: RefSeq, a predicted model, not a curated record
AAAUUCGACCAACAAACUCACCACAGAGCUCAAACAACAGAGCAUUCAGCUUAUCCCAUCAUCAUCUUCUUCAUCUCAAAUUUCCCCAAUCCUUCAAAAUGGAUUCCAGAAUCACCACCGAUAGCAGCUCAGAAUCAACGGAAGAAUCCCAAUCAGAGCAAUCCCAGAACCAGAAUCUCCUCCCCCUCGCCUCCGCAGCCUCAAUCUCCCUCUCUCUCUCCACUCUCCUCCCCUCCCAUUUCCUCCCUCCCAAGCAAAUCGCCGCCGCCCCCUCCAAAGCCCGAAUCCCCUCCCAAAUCUCAUCCCUCUCCACCCUCUCCCUCUCCUCCUCCCCCUCCCCCUCCCCCGCAAAACCCCUCUUCAAAUCCACCGUUUCCGCCAUCCCCCUGCUCAACACCCUCACUCUUAACCCCAUCCGCCCCUCCAACCCCUCCGGCGUCGCCGCCCUCCGCCGCGCCGCCGUCGUCUGGUUCCGCAACGACCUCCGCAUCCACGACAACGAGUGCCUCACCGCCGCCAACAACGAUUCCGUCUCAGUCCUGCCCGUCUACUGCUUCGACCCUAGGGAUUACGGCAAAUCCUCCUCCGGAUUCGACAAAACCGGGCCGCACCGCGCCACUUUCCUGACGGAAUCCGUGGCUGAUCUGCGGAGGAAUCUGCAGGCGCGUGGGUCGGAUCUCGUGGUGAGAAUUGGGCGGCCGGAGAGUGUGUUGCUGGAGGUGGCGAAGGCGGUGGGGGCGGAUGCGGUGUAUGUGCAUAGAGAGGUCUCACACGAUGAGGUUCGGGCGGAGGAGAAGGUGGAGGAGGUGAUGAAGGAUGAGGGGGUGGAGGUGAAGUACUUCUGGGGAAGCACAUUGUACCACUUGGAUGAUCUUCCUUUUAAGCUGGAGGAAAUGCCGACGAAUUAUGGGGGUUUUAAGGAGAAGGUGAAGGGUUUGAAUGUGAGGGACACGGUUGAGGCGUUGGAUAGGUUGAAGGGGCUGCCGAAGAGAGGGGACGUGGAGCUUGGGGAGAUUCCCACAUUGAUGGAUUUGGGACUUAAUCCCAAUGCUGCAAUGGGGCAGAAUGGGAAAACGGCUUCUCUUUCGGGUGGGGAGACUGAGGCCUUGCAGAGGCUCAAAUCUUUUGCUGCUGAAUGCCAUGCAAAGCCUAAGAAUCAAUCUAAGGAUGGAGCCAAUGAUAGCAUAUACGGUGCAAACUUCUCGUGCAAAAUAUCACCCUGGCUAGCCAUGGGUUGCCUCUCUCCUCGCUCCAUGUUUGAGGAGCUCAAGAAAUCUGCUUCAAGUGUGAUCUCUGCUGCUUCUAACAAGCCAAAUGGUGGAGCAGGCUCAGGCGAUACCGGAAUGAACUGGUUAAUGUACGAGCUUCUGUGGAGGGAUUUUUUCAGAUUCAUCACCAGGAAAUACAGUUCCGCGAAGCAGCCAAGCUAUUCACCAGCAACGGCUUGUACAGGUAUGGCUGCCUGAGCAGGAAUUAGUCGAAAAGAUGAAUCGGCCAAGUUUCUAAGAGAGGGGGAAUGAUCCCUUUUGUAUCUGUAUCAUUUCUCUUUUAUCUGUUAGUUCCAACUGCUGGAAUGGGUGUCAUAAAAACCAAUGUCCAAGGACCGUAUAUUGGUUCGCUCGAAAAACAAGCAACGAGGGUGAUUGUAAGUACUACAUUAGAGUUGGUUGCUUGAUUGGUUCUAGGUUUUAUGUUGUCAUGCCCUUCCAAUACUCAAUACUGAAUGAACUUGAUUGAUCAUCACCACUUAA